AUGCGCAAGUUCUCACUCUCACGCAAGAGCUCGGCAAACGACGUCCGCGGGCUUAGCGGCAAGGAUCGCCCGCCUUCUUCAUGGCCGACAUCCUCGAGUCCCGCGCCGAGCGCUAGCGGCGCGUCGACGCCGCCGGCCUUAGACGGGUCGGCGCGGACGCGCAAGCCGUCUAUCGCCGCCAAGUCGAAGCGCCGCCUGUCGGCUAUCUUCAACGCGUCGCCGCAGCGCGACCGCGGCACAUCGGCAUCUCCUGCACCAGAAGCUCCGCCUUCUACGAGUGGUACCUCUGUGGCACCGUCCGUACAGUCUGUUAAGGAAGGAUCACCGCCUCCGUCGCUAAUCUCGACACCAGCCGAAUCGACAACGCUCGCUACCGAGUCGGGAACCGAGCGUAACGCUGACUCUAACGGCUCGACCGAGGUGACUGCCGGCGUGGCGGUGCUCAACGUCAACGGCACGCAUCCGCUCUCGCAAUCGAUUGUACCGACUACACCGGAGCGGCUGGUUGUGCCUGUUGUGGCCCCAGCAGUCUCGACGCCCGGUGUGUCGGGCGCGUCGACUCCCACGCGCAUCCAGAGCCUGUACUCCCAGUGGGGCCUUGACGACUCGGAAAGCGACGACGACGAGGCGGGAUACGCGACACCGUCCGAGGGACUGUCAGACCUCGAAGAGGAGCCCGAAGAGGAGGACGACGUGAAGACUCCUGCUGGGAGCGAGCUGCCCAACGGCCACGGGGCGGCGGUAGCAUCCACCACGGCGAUGAGCGUCGAGGCCCCCGCCGGUACCGCCGCAAGCAUUGGCGGAGCCGCACCUAUCGACCCAGCAAGUGACUCGGGUCCGAAAGUGACGCGCUCGGCUGCUGGCGCGGCCAAGGUCGUCAACCGCGAGUACAAGCGCGGCAACCCGAGUGACAUUGACCAGGCGGCCGCGCUUGCGCCCGACCUUGACAUCUGCCGCGAGGUGCUCCGCCUCUUCCUCACGAGCAAGAUGAAGGAGUCGGAAGACAUGCUCGUCGCGGCCGACCCCGAGAACAAGCACAUGUACCUCCAGAGCGGGCACAGUGUGAUCCAGGCGCUCAAGGGCCUUAUGACGUUUGGGAGCGACGACUUGAUCAGCGCACUGGAGAUCGCCAAGGCCACCACGUUGACGGCGACAGCUCUCCGCCGCCCAACCGAGGGUGUGUUCAGCAAGCUGCGACCCGGCGCGAGCUUGCAGCGUAUUCGCCACAUGAGCCCACUCGAGCGUCACGCUGAGCUCGUGUACGCCGAGACCCUGCUCGUCAAGGCCAUCAUCGCUAUUGUUGGUGGCGGCGACUGGAUGGGUCUCAUCCGCGAGGCGUUCAACAUGCGUACCGCCCACGGCAUCUACCGGUCGCUCCAGAUCUUCUUGGAGGUGUCGGACAAGGAUGGCUUUGACGAGGAUGUUGACAUGGACUUCCGCUCCGGCGUGCUUUUGGGCACGGGCACCAGCUCGCUCAUGCUCUCCCUCCUGCCGGCCAAGGUGCUCAAGGUCGCCGAAGUGUUUGGGUACGCGGGCGAUCGGACGAUUGCGCUCAAGACGCUCAUGAGCGCCGGCGGGUGGAGCGACGGCUCGGAUGUCCCGGCGUAUAACGAGGACAAUGAGGGUGUCCGCCGCCCGAUCUGCGAUAUGAUCCUCCUCACAUUCCACCUCGUCAUCUCGGUACUCAUCCCCGUGUCAGGCGUCGACAUUCCCGCCGCUAGAAAGAUUCUCGCGUACAACAUGCGCCGAUACCCGGACGGUAUCUUCUUCCUGUACUUCCAGGCGCGGCUUCACACGAACGAGUGUGAGCCUGAGCUCGCCAACGCGUCGCUGCAGAAGGCGCUUGACCUCGACCUCGAGUAUGUGCAGCUCCAGCACAUGUGUCUCUGGGACUAUGGGUGCAACUACUUUCAGAUGGCGGACUGGAACGGCGCGCGGCAAUGCUUCGACAUCUUGCGCCGCGAGAGCAACUGGUCUCGCGCAGUAUACACUUACGCAACGGCCGUCAACAUCAUUGAGCUUGUUGCUGCUGGCGCCAAGGUUCCCGAGGCGACGGAGGCUGAGGCCGUCGCCCUCAUCGAGAGCCUGCCAAAGCUCUCGAAGAAGAUUGCCGGCAAGUCGCUCCCGAUAGAAAAGCUGGUGAACCGCAAGGGCCGCAAGUACGUUGCGCAGGGCAACAUGCUCUUCUUGCCAGCCAUGGAGCUGGCGCGUAUGCUGGUGUCAAAGUGGCUCCCUCACCUCAACGCAGAGAUUGCGCGCCUUGAGGCCUCCACGCCAGAGGAGUGGGGCAAUGGCCAGCAGUACUGGGACGACUACGCGCUUGGCCACUUUCUGCGUGGCUGUGUCCAGUUCACAGCGGCCUACCAGCCUCCAGAAGCGACGGCCUCGGCACUCGCUCCCCAGGCCGGGGACCCCGGUACAGCAGCCCUCGACUCUGGCGCCGAGGCAGACUUCCAGGCUGUUGUGGACGUCGCGCCAAAGAUCAGGCUCGACCACCACAUCCUGUUCCACAACCAUUACGAGUUUGGACGGUUGUACUCGCGGCGCGGAGACGCCCCGAACGCUCAGUUCCACUUUGACGUUGUCAUGCACAACAAGCUUCCUGCCGGCAACUCGCACAUCGGCAAGGGCAAGUACUCUCUCGAGGGUGCGCUGCAGAUCAAGACGCAUGCGGCGAUGAGCGCACUUCACGAGGAUCAGACUAAGCAGCGGGGCGGCUUUGCGCCAAAGGAGCAGGAGUAA
Molecule: messenger RNA, 2742 nt
Organism: Cutaneotrichosporon cavernicola
Lineage: Eukaryota; Fungi; Basidiomycota; Tremellomycetes; Trichosporonales; Trichosporonaceae
Exons: 4
Coding region: 1-2742 (913 amino acids)
Cellular component (GO): nucleus; cytosol; mitochondrial outer membrane
Source: RefSeq, a predicted model, not a curated record